Messenger RNA from Oncorhynchus tshawytscha (Chinook salmon), 2047 nucleotides. Its product is annotated as zinc finger protein OZF-like. Gene Ontology annotation, biological process: central nervous system development; regulation of transcription by RNA polymerase II. The record is from RefSeq and is a predicted model, not a curated record. The coding region runs from base 231 to 1619 and encodes 462 amino acids. NCBI's taxonomy places the organism in Eukaryota, Metazoa, Chordata, Actinopteri, Salmoniformes, Salmonidae. The transcript is spliced from 2 exons. Gene Ontology annotation, cellular component: nucleus. Gene Ontology annotation, molecular function: DNA-binding transcription factor activity, RNA polymerase II-specific; RNA polymerase II cis-regulatory region sequence-specific DNA binding.
UCGUGGACGAAACAACUGCAACCACCUCGAUAGCUCGCAAGACAACAAAGUCGGAACAUUCAAGAUCUUUAGACAAUUUCGUGGUUUAAUUGCCACUAUGAUUUAAACAUACUUAUGUGGAAACAACUAGAUGCCCAUUUAAUUUAAUAUUUACGUUGUAAGUCAACUAGCUGGCUGGUUAAGAUAGCACUAGUCUGGUAGCUAAUGCUAACUAGCUAUUAUCCCCGAACAUGAGUUCACUAAGCUACUCUCAUCCUUUUCUCUGCUGGACGGAGAAAGAAGCUCUGGUGAAAGAGGAGGAAGAGGAGGCUGUUAAAAUACAAAAACAAGUAGAGGGUGAGGCUGUUACCGUGAAAGAAGAGGAGGAAGACGCGUUCAGAGUGAAAGAGGGGGAGGAUGUUACUGUGAAAGAAGAGGAGGAUGCAGUUUUUGGAAUAGAGGAUGAAGUGAAAGAAGAUGAAGACGUUUUUGGAAUGAAGGAUGAAGAGGGGGAGAUUACUGUCACAUUAGAGGAGGACGAAGAAGAGAAGACUGGAGAUCUGAUUAACACCAGUAAAUACAUAGAGAGACGUGACUAUCGUGGACCCUCUGGGGAGCCUCAGCAACAUCAUGAUGCUGACGAGGCAGAAAAAAGUCUCUGCAGAUCAGCACUCCUCAAGAAACACCAGCAGAGACCCACAGGAACGAAAUCUCACUGCUGCUCUGACUGUGGGAAAAGAUUAAACUCUUUAUCGAACCUUAAAAUACAUCAAAGAAUUCACACAGGAGAGAAACCUUAUAGCUGUGAUCAAUGUGGGAAGAGUUUUACUACAUCUAGCAAUCUAACUAUACACCAGAGAAUACACACAGGAGAGAAACCUUAUGGCUGUGAUCAAUGUGGGAAGAGUUUUACUACAUCUAGCUAUCUAACUAUACACCAGAGUACACACACAGGAGAGAAACCUUACGCCUGUGAUCAAUGUGGGAAGAGAUUUAUUCUGCUAGAAACCCUGAAAUCACACCAGAGAAUACAUUCUGGAGAGAAACCUUUUGGCUGUUAUCAAUGUGGGACCCGUUUUUCUCACUUAAGCAGCCUGAUAGGACACCAGCGGGGACACACAGGAGAAAAACCUUAUAGCUGUGAUCAAUGUGGGAAGAGUUUUACUACAUCUAGCAAUCUAACUAUACACCAGAGAACACACACAGGAGAGAAACCUUAUGGCUGUGAUCAAUGUGGGAAAAGUUUUACUACAUCUAGCAAUCUAACUAUACACCAGAGAACACACACAGGAGAGAAACCUUAUGGCUGUGAUCAAUGUGGGAAGAGUUUUACUACAUCUAGCAAACUAACUAUACACCGGAGAACACACACAGGAGAGAAAUCUUUUAGCUGUGAUCAAUGUGGGAAGAGUUUUGGUCAAUCUGGCCAACUGACUGUACACCAGAGAACACACACAGGACAGAAACCUUAUAGCUGUGAUCAAUGUGGGAAGAGUUUUGGUCAAUCUGGCCAACUGACUGUACACCAGAGAACACACACAGGACAGAAACCUUAUAGCUGUGAUCAAUGUGGGAAGAGAUACUCUAGUAAAAGAUCUCUGAUCAAACAUCAGAAAAUACAUGAAGGAGUUGUUUCAUGAUAUCAAUGAAAUAAUGUCACAAUGUAGAUUAUUUUAACAUUAUAUCAGUAGUAUUUUAAUGAAUGUCAACGUAGAACCCUAAAUGUUUGCCCCCUGUUCAAUUGAUUUUAGCCUCAUGGAAACAAUCCAGGCUCUGAAUUGAAAGAGUUACUAUUUAUGUGAUUGAACAAAAAGUGACUAACAAAAAAGAGUUUGUUACACUUACCACGUUGGUGACCCACUGAAAUCACAAUGUAGCUAGCAGUUUAAUACAUUUUAAAAAUUGUGUUUUGCGUUUAGGCAGUGAGUUGCAAUGGAUCACAGUUUAUUUUGACUGCACGUUUUUCCUGUAUAUUUUUGUUUGGGCUCGUUCCAAGGGGAGGAGAGUUCUAGAAGCUAGUGAGUUUUAGGAUUCUAUAGAAAGAAAAAGGAGAAAAAAAUGUAUACGA